GUGUUACCGUUAAUUUGUUAUGAUCUGUGACAGAUGCGUGUGGCUGAUAUGAAUGAUAGUAUUAAAUUCCCAGUUAAUCCAAAAUUUCUGCCAUAUCUGAGUCUGCUUCUGAUGCUUACUUUGUUUAUUCAGUCAAUGGGAAAAGCUGCCAGUCUCUCAAGUCUCUCCCAGUUAUGAAUAGGUUACCUUCCUUUCACUGUGUGCUUCGUGUUUUAUUGUGUGUUCCAGUGGGUCUUAUGGAAGGAGUGCAUUGAAUUUUUUCCACAAAGAAAUGAUUAUCUGAAUAUGGAAAUAUGUCAUUCAUAGGGGAUUUUUUUUUCCUUCUGCUAUGUUUUCUGCUUGUUUUGAACCAUAAAUAUAGAGAAGAAUACGACUGUAUAGGUCAUAGACUACAGAGAGAUAAGUUUAGUGUGUUAGAAAUAUUGUUAAAUCUAUGAUAGGUAAAUGUAGUCAGCAAAAGGACAAUGCUGAUGGCCAAUGUCUAGAAUAGAACAUAGAACUCUUUUGGACCUCUAUAAAUUUUCAGUUCCUCAGGACUGUCAGUCUCACCCAUCUUUCUGCACACAUUGGGGAAAAUGGUACCUUGCUGAUCCAGAGUAUGUGUGAUGUUUUAGGACUUGGUGGUCUUUGAGGAUGUGGCUGUAGAAUUUACCCAGGAAGAAUGGGCUUUACUGGAUUUUUCUCAGAGAAAACUCUACACAGAUGUAAUGAUGGAUACCUUGAGGAACCUGGACUCAGGAUACUAAUGGACAAAUACUGCCUAUAAAGUGUGACUCCUGCUCUUCAAUGUUAGGAGAAAUCUGUGAAUUCCAUGGCAUUGAACGUCAACACAACCACCAAAGGAAGCACAUGAGAAAAUAUUCAGUAGAGAGCAUCUGUGAGAGUAAGAAUGGUGAAGAAGGUAAUCGCUGUAGAAAAACUUUCAGCUGGAUUAGCAAUCUUACUAGGCUCAAAAGAACUGCUGGAGUAAAUCCUUUUCAGCGUCUUGAGUGUGGAAAAGCCUUUAUGGAUCAUUCAUCAUUUAAGAGUCACAUCACAUCUCUCACUGGAAACAAAGUUUAUCGUUAUAAGGAAUGUGGAGAAGACUGCACUUGUCCUUCUUACCAAAAACCUCGUGUGAGAGAGAAACUUUGUAAGGAUUAUGGGAAACCUUGUAGUUGUUCCUUAUCCCUCACUAAACACAUAACUCACAGUGGAGAGAGGCCUUAUGGAUGUAAGGAGUGUGGGAAAGCCUUUAAUCAUCUCUCACAUCUCACCAGACAUAUAAGAACUCACAGUGAAGAGAGGCCUUAUGAAUGUAAGUUAUGUGGGAAAGGCUUUCGUUGUUCCCCAUCUCUCAAUGUACAUAUAAAAUCUCACAGUAGAGAGAGGCCUUAUGAAUGUAAGGAGUGUGGGAAAGCCUUUAAUUAUCUCUCACAUCUCACCAGACAUAUAAGCACUCACAGUGAAGAGAGACCUUAUGAAUGUAAGUUAUGUGGGAAAGCCUUUCGUUGUUCCUCGUCUCUUAAUGUACAUAUAAAAUCUCACACUGGAGAGAGGCCUUAUAAAUGUAAGGAGUGUGGGAAAGCCUUUAAUUAUCUCUCAAAUCUCACCAGACAUAUAGGAACUCACAGUGGAGAGAGGCCUUAUGAAUGUAAGGAAUGUGGGAAAGGCUUUCGUUGUUCCUCAUCUCUCAAUGCACAUCUAAAAUCUCACAGUGGAGAGAGGCCUUAUGAAUGUAAGGAAUGUGGGAAAGCUUUUUGUCGGCCCUCAGACCUCACUAGACAUUUAAGAACUCACAGUGGAGAGAAGCCUUAUGAAUGUAAGGAAUGUGGGAAAGCUUUUUCUUUUUCCUCAGCUCUUACUGUACAUAUAAGAUCUCACAGUGGAGAGAGGCCUUAUGAAUGUAAGGAAUGUGGGAAGGCCUUUAGUCGGUCCUCAGACCUCACUGCCCAUAUAAUAACACACAGUGAAGAAAGGCCUUAUGAAUGUAAAGAAUGUAGAAAAGCCUUUAAGCAAUUUGGACAACUCACUAGACAUGUAAAAGUUCACAGUGGAGAGAAGCCUUAUGAAUGUAAGGAAUGUGGGAAAGCCUUUAGUGACUUUUCACAACUCACUAGACAUGUAACAGUUCACAGUGGAGAGAAGCCAUAUGAAUGUAAAGAAUGUUGGAAAGCCUUUAGUCGGUCUUCGUACCUCAGUGCCCAUGUAAUUACACACAGUGAAGAGAGGCCUUAUGAAUGUAAAGAAUGUGGGAAAGCCUUUAAGCAGUUUUCACAACUCACUAGACAUGGAAGAAUUCACAGUGGAGAGAAGCCUUAUGAAUGUAAGGAAUGUGGGAAGGCCUUUUGUCAGUUUUCACAACUCACUGGACAUAUAACAGUUCACAGUGGAGAGAGGCCUUAUAAAUGUAAGGAGUGUGGAAAAUCAUUUAGUCGAUAUUCAUACCUCACUGCUCAUAUAAGAGUUCACAGUGGAUACAAGCCUUAUAAAUGUAAAGAAUGUGGGAAAGCCUUUAAUCAUUCCUCACACCUCACUAUCCAUAUGAGAUCACACAGUGGAGAGAGGCCUUAUAAAUGUAAGGAGUGUGGGAAAGCCUUUUUUAGGUUCUCACACCUCAUUGAGCAUGUAAGAACUCACAGUGGAGACAAGCCUUAUAAAUGUAAGGGAUGUGAGAAAGCCUUUACUUCUUCCUCGUCCUUUCGUAAACAUGUUAGAGCUUACCAUGGACGUAGGCCUUCUGAUAGUAAGGAAUGUGGGAAAGCCUUUAGUUCUCACACCUCACUGAUCAUAUAAGAUCUUAGUGGAGAGAACUUGUGGUGCACUGAAUUGCUAUCAUAUGGCCAUUUUAGCUAUGGUCUUGUAACUCACAAAAAAAGGGUGGGAGUUUGCAUAUUUACCAGUGAAAGGACAUUUAAGUUUUUUCAUGUUUUUAUGAAUAAAACAGCUGUAAAACUUUCAAGCGUGGGUUUUUUUGUUGUGUUUGUGUGUGUGUGAACAUAAGAUUUCAUUUUUGUUGGAUAUGUCCUUACAAGUGGGAUUCUUGUGGCAUAUGGUAGGUUUAUGUCUACCUUUAUUAGAAACUACUCAUCUUUUCCCUGCGUUCUUUUUCUUCUGCAAAUAAGAUGAAUAUAACCCUUAUAGAUGGUCAGUUUUGCCAUUCCACUAGGUUUAAAAAAUAGCCAAUUUCAUAGAUGGGUAGAGGGACCUCACUACCAUCGAGGAGACAGGUCAGGAGAGGUGUGGAGAGCAUCCUCUGGACCUGGGGUCUCUGCCCUGAGAACCUCCUAGA
This is a messenger RNA of Trichechus manatus latirostris (Florida manatee), 3271 nucleotides long. Its product is annotated as zinc finger protein 345-like. The coding region runs from base 787 to 2775 and encodes 662 amino acids. Gene Ontology annotation, biological process: regulation of transcription by RNA polymerase II. Gene Ontology annotation, cellular component: nucleus. The transcript has 3 exons. Gene Ontology annotation, molecular function: DNA-binding transcription factor activity, RNA polymerase II-specific; RNA polymerase II cis-regulatory region sequence-specific DNA binding. The record is from RefSeq and is a predicted model, not a curated record. NCBI's taxonomy places the organism in Eukaryota, Metazoa, Chordata, Mammalia, Sirenia, Trichechidae.